CCAAGAAAAAACAGUUUCAGUUGUCAACUGCCAAGGGAGUUUCUUUUGAAAAACUAUUUUUCCGAACCUUUAUUUAUAUAGUUGAGAAAUUAUAAGAUGUGGUGUAGAAAACUGUCCCCCAAUUCCUUCACCUAAGAAGUGAACGUGUGAAGAAGCUCUUUCAGUACCACCCCUUCUCUUCUGUUGCAGCGUUGCGGAAGGUCUGGACCCAAACCAAGCAGCUGGCCAAGGUUGUGCUAAUCAAAGUCAAAGUAAAGCAGAACUGAGCUGUACCAUUUGCGGUAAAGAAUAUAAAAACAAGAAAUCUCUUCACCGCCAUAUGAUAUUGCAUGGGCGAACUGCUGUGUACAAUUGUUCCGUCUGCAACAAAGAGCUAUCCAAUAAGUACACCCUAAAGCAGCACAUGGAGAUGCACCAAAGCGAGCAAGCGAAUUUUCACUGUGAAACUUGUGGUAAAAGUUUUCACCUGAAAAUACAGCUAACGAAGCAUCGGCAAACGCACGAUUCGCAGUUGCCGCACAACUGCAACGUUUGCCACAAAGGAUUCAAGUCAGCUUACCGGCUUACGAAACACGUAUCCAGUCACACCGAGGAGCGGCUGUUCACGUGUGACAUUUGUGGCAAACAGUACAAUGUGAAGAGGCUUUUCUUCACCCAUUACUAUCGCCACCGUAAAAAUCAUUCCUAUAGCUGUGAGAUUUGCAGUAAACAAUUCUACGACAAUUAUACUCUGAAACGACACAUGAAAGUCCACAUAAGCGAACCGCGAAAACAGUGUAACAUUUGCGAGAAGACUUUUGCCACUGACUAUUACCUAGCGGCACACGUCGUUACGCACGACGAGGACCAACAGAGGAAGCACGUGUGCAACAUUUGCGACCGAGUGUUUGUUUUCCGCUUUGCUCUGGCAAUGCACAUGAGAACGCACACCGGCGAGCGACCGUUCAGCUGUGAGAUAUGUGGCAAGCGCUUCACCAGAAACAGCGUCCUCGCCAGCCACAUGCUGAUUCAUACCGAGAAGAAGAGGUUCAAGUGUGAAAUCUGCGGGAAAGCGUUUUCCACCAGAGGUAAUGUUAUAACGCACAGGAAAAUUCAUAGCAGAACUGACAGCUUGAGUGGGCAAGAAGUAGGAAAUGCAGUGGAGGAGUUUCCCGCCAUGAAAAUCGAAGGACAAGGAGGAAGCGUGGAGGAAUUUUCUGGCGUAAAAUUCGAACAUGAAAAAGUUGCGGAGAACGUAAAUUACCUGAGCUUUAAUGGACCUCUGGAGACUGUGCAGCUUGAAAGCUCCUCUUCGAACGUCACACUGAAGAAUGAAUGAGUAUAGUUUAGGAAAAUGUACACCGGAAAAUACG
Sabethes cyaneus is the source of this 1352-nucleotide messenger RNA. RefSeq names its product gastrula zinc finger protein XlCGF8.2DB-like. The transcript has a single exon. The coding region runs from base 320 to 1318 and encodes 332 amino acids. The record is from RefSeq and is a predicted model, not a curated record. NCBI's taxonomy places the organism in Eukaryota, Metazoa, Arthropoda, Insecta, Diptera, Culicidae.